AUGGAGUGGGAUCCAAGCCGAUUCUUCCGGCCUGAGGGAAGUCCGUCCCCUUAUGCUCUCUUGAUGCUAAACCAACCAAUCAACGAAAGAGCAUUUACUGUCUUGAGUCAACAUGCUUCUUACAUCAUUUGCGCCGAUGGCGGGGCAAAUCGUCUCUUUGAUAUGAUGAAGGCUCAGGGCAAAGAAUCCACUGAACCACGGCAAUAUGGCAACAAAGACAAACCUGUGUUUCUAAAGAUACAAGGCGUCAAGCACUCCGACUUACACAUCACUCAGCUUCCGGACAAAAUCAUCGGCGACCUGGACUCCAUUCGCCCCUCAGUGCGACAACAUUACGAGAAACUGGAAGUAUCGGUAGUCAAGGACCCAGAUCAAUACUCAACAGACUUUACCAAAUGUCUCAAAUACCUCAAUAGCCACGCGUCAGAGAUCAUUCAGUCACCGCGAAAACAAAAAGUCGCCACGUCAAGAACAGGCCAGGAAACCAUUUCCACGAAUGAGUCCUGCUCAGUUCCGUCACCAAAGCUCGAAAUCGUCAUCCUAGGUGGUCUUGGUGGUCGAGUCGAUCAGGCCUUUUCGCAGAUUCAUCACUUGUACAUGAUGACGCAGACGCAGCGCCAAUUACAGGCCAGCUCCAGCUCGCAGGAUGUGAGCCCUGGUGCUGGGGGCAAUCUGUAUCUGAUUUCCGAAGAGAGCAUCUCAUUUGUACUCCAGAAGGGCAAGAAUAUCAUCUUGACACCACGCACGAACCGCCCUCCGGAAUCAGAAACCAUACGAUCUGGCCUGAGCCCUGAUGAGGCAGGCGACAACGAUGGACCACCGUCAAGCUCAGAAAGGGAAUACUACUUUGAAGAGAACAUUGGCAUUAUCCCGCUUUCAGCACCGGCGUCAAUUACCACACAGGGAUUCGAGUGGGACGUUGAAGAUUGGCACACCGAAAUAGGCGGCCAAAUAUCCACAAGCAAUCACAUUCGGGCUGACAAGGUGGAGGUUUCCACGAAUGUACCAGUCUUGUUCACAGCGGAGCUAGCUCAAAGGCUAAAACGAGCCUGA
This is a messenger RNA of Penicillium diatomitis, 1053 nucleotides long. RefSeq names its product thiamine diphosphokinase. Bases 1 to 1053 code for a protein of 350 amino acids. Lineage: Eukaryota; Fungi; Ascomycota; Eurotiomycetes; Eurotiales; Aspergillaceae. The transcript is spliced from 3 exons. Gene Ontology annotation, molecular function: thiamine diphosphokinase activity; thiamine binding; ATP binding. The record is from RefSeq and is a predicted model, not a curated record. Gene Ontology annotation, biological process: thiamine diphosphate biosynthetic process; thiamine metabolic process.